AUGCAGUUUUCUCUUACAUCUAUGAUCCUUUCUUUCGCCGUCCUGGGCGUCUCUUGCAGCCCGAGGACCUCUACGCCUAGUGGGUGCCUGAGUGUCAGGGCCUCUGGGGCGUCCUCAGGCGAGUACGCGUCACUAGGAGCGGCCGUCGCCGCUCUUGGGAUUGGAAGCACCUCGUCGACAGCCUGCAUUUUUAUGUACCCCGGCACCUACGAGGAGCAAGUCGUCAUCAAUGCUUACAAGGGCGCUUUGACGCUCUACGGGUAUUCGACCGACACCUCUUCCUAUGCUGAAAACCAGGUCACCAUCAAGCAUUCUGAGAAUUCCACAGUUGCGGGAAGCGAUGAGGCCAGCUCCACUGUCGACGCCAGGGGCACCAACUUCAAAAUGUACAAUAUCGAUGUUGUAAACUCAUUUGUGGGAAGCCAAGCAAUUGCAUUUACCAGUCGUGGCGAUCAGCAGAGCUUCUACGGGUGCGGGUUCUACGGAUACCAAGAUACGCUAUUUGCUCACUCUGGAAACCAAUACUACAAGAAGUGCUUGAUUCAAGGGGCUGUCGAUUACAUCUUUGGUGAUGCCUCGGCUUGGUUUGAGCAAUGUACGAUCAGAUCCACUGCAGGAGGCGCCAUCACGGCCAUGCAUCGCGCCACCACUUCAGAAACAACCUGGUACGUCAUUAACAACUCGACGAUCGAAGCCGCCGCCGGAUACACUGCUACUAGCGGCGUCUAUCUUGGUCGACCCUGGGGUGUUGAUGCCCGCGUUAUCUACCAGUACUGCUCUUUAUCCAACAUCAUCAAUGCCCAUGGCUGGAACACAAUGGCUCCAUCUGCCACACCGAUCCCGUGGUUAAGAACUUUCAUGGAGUACAGCAACAGCGGAGCUGGUGCAACGACCACGGCCCGCCAGUUUGAAACUAAAGCAACAGCUGCUGUUGGCCUGUCUGAUCUUUUCCCUGCAGGUUCAGCUUGGAUUGAUCACACGUACUGA
Fusarium keratoplasticum is the source of this 987-nucleotide messenger RNA. Its product is annotated as Pectinesterase domain-containing protein. The record is from RefSeq and is a predicted model, not a curated record. Lineage: Eukaryota; Fungi; Ascomycota; Sordariomycetes; Hypocreales; Nectriaceae. The coding region runs from base 1 to 987 and encodes 328 amino acids. Gene Ontology annotation, biological process: cell wall modification. The transcript has 6 exons. Gene Ontology annotation, molecular function: pectinesterase activity.